Molecule: messenger RNA, 2726 nt
Organism: Daucus carota subsp. sativus
Lineage: Eukaryota; Viridiplantae; Streptophyta; Magnoliopsida; Apiales; Apiaceae
Product: protein NPGR2
Exons: 6
Coding region: 386-2479 (697 amino acids)
Molecular function (GO): protein binding
Source: RefSeq, a predicted model, not a curated record
AAAGUUACUGUUGUAUAGAUAGAGAUACAGGGCAAGCAACACAUAUGCAAUUGUGAUCACCCCUCAAAAAGGCUUCUCCUUUACGAUUGAAUUCAAUUCAGCAUCUCAAGCAUUCAACUUUUAAAGUAAAAAUUUGUGCAAUUUAUGAGCUUCAAGUGAGGAAAACAAGAAAAAGCUAGAUUCUUGAAACUUUUUGUGGGAGAAAAGCAAGUGAUGGGUUUUUGAUUGGAGUACAAAUGGGCUCUGGGCUUUGUUUCUCCUCCCUUUUGGUGCACAACAAGAAGGGUGAAGCAGAAUCAUGAAUAAUAAGAGUCAGAUCAAGGGACAGGGAGAAAAAGGAAUAAGUAGAAGACUCAGGACAUUGAUGAAUUGCUGGCAAUAAAAUAUGAAUGAAAUGUUCCCUUCUUCCGAGUCACUAGCUACAAAGGAUUAUUCAACGAGUGUCUACUCGUCUCGAGCUGGUGAGACUGAACAGAAGUUAGAUACUGGAAAUAUCGAGGAAGCUGAAUUAUCUUUGCGGGAGAAUGGUUCUUUAAAUUACGAGGAAGCCAGAGCUUUACUAGGAAGGUUUGAGUAUCAAAAGGGAAACAUAGAAGCUGCACUACAUGUGUUCGAAGGGAUAGAUGUUGCUGCAAUCACACCAAAAAUGAUAGCCACUCUUGGUGCAAGAGGAGAGCCUCAUAAAAGACGUUCACGUAGUUUUGCAACCCAGCCAAUGUCCUUACAUUCUGUGAGCUUGCUCCUGGAAGCUGUCUUUCUGAGAACAAAAUCGUUACAAAUCUUAGGGAGGUAUAAAGAAGCUGCUCAAUCAUGCACGGUUAUUCUGGACAUAGUUGAAUCGUCAUUACCCGGAGGUUUUCCUGAAAACUUUGGCGCUGAAUUUAAAUUGCAGGGCACCCUUACUAAUGCAGUCGAGUUGCUUCCAGAACUAUGGAAACUUUCUGAUUCUCCUCGUGAAGCUAUCUUGUCAUAUCGGCGGGCACUUCUCUUUCGGUGGAACCUAAAUGCGGAAACUACAGCUAAGAUUCAAAAAAGAUUUGCCAUUUUUCUUUUAUACAGUGGUGGAGAAGCUAGUCCCCCGACCCUUCGAUCCCAAAUGGAUAGUUCGUUUGUACCUAAAAAUAACAUGGAGGAGGCCAUUCUUUUGCUAAUGAUUUUAUCAAGGAAAGUAUCCCUAAGAUUAAUUAAGUGGGACCCAUCUAUUCUGGAUCACCUUCAAUAUGCUUUAUCUCUCUGUGGAGGAGGAAUGGAUUUGGCUAAUCAAAUAGAAGAACUGCUUCCUGGGGUCAUUGAUCGAAAAGAUAUGUACUACACGCUAGCCCUCUGUUACCAUGCAGAAAGAGAUGAUUUAGGUGCUUUAAAUUUGUUGAACAAACUGUUGCAUAGCAGCGAGGAUCCAAAUCACAUGCCAGCAUUAUUGAUGGCUUCCAAAAUCUACAGCGAGAGCUGCAAUUAUGCGGACGGUACCAAAUAUGCCCUCAGAGCUUUGAAAAACUCAAAAGGCAGAUGUGAGCUGAUAUUCGGUGUUGCCAACUCCUUCCUCGGCAUUUCACUUGCAACACUAUCUAGAUCAGCUCUAACAGACUCUGAAAGAACUAAGACACAGUCCGAAGCACUCCAGUUCCUGGAAACAGCUGCGAGAAUGACAAAUCUAACCAAUUCCAGUGUCAUAUAUCAUCUCAGUUUAGAGUAUGCUGAGCAGAGGAAAUUGGACGCUGCACUUCUAUAUGCGAAGUCCCUGCUUAAAUUAGGAGGCUCUAAUAUUUCAUGGUGGCUAUUGGUGGCUAGGAUACUUUCUGCGCAAAAGCGACUUGAUGAUGCUGAAACAAUUGUCGAUGCUGCACUAGAGCAGACACGGAAGUGGGAUCAGGGAGAACUGUUGCGUACUAAAGCUAAACUCCAAAUAGCACAGGGUAGAUUAAAAAGUGCCAUUGGAACAUACACUCAGCUUCUUGCUGUUCUACAAAUUCGUAGUAAAAGCUAUGGAUUUGAGAAACACCUUCAUGAGGACGCUGUAAAUCGCAUUAGGAGCUUAGAAUUGGAGACAUGGCACGAUCUAGCUUUAUUGUACAUAAGCUUGUCAAAGUGGCAUGAUGCUGAGAUUUGUCUUUCAAAAUCGAAGGCCAUAAGAACAGAUUCUGCAUCUAGAUGUCAUGCAACUGGAGUGCUUUAUAAAGCAAAAGGCCUCCACAAAGAAGCAUUAGAAGCCUUUUCAAUUGCUUUAGAUGUUGAUCCUACACACGUCUCAAGUUUGGUUUCCAUGGCUGUGGUUCUGAGACGGUUUGGUGAACGAUCAGUGCCAGUUGCAAGAAGCUUGUUGACAGAAGCACUGCGUCUUGAUAGAAUGAACUAUUCCGCAUGGUAUAAUCUUGGUCUGCUUUACAAGGACAAGGGUGCUGCAUUCGCAUCAGAGGCUGCUGAGUGUUUCGAGGCUGCUAUACUUAUCGAGGAGACUGCGCCAGUUGAGCCUUUCCGGUGACGCUCGAAUCGUAUAUAAGUUCUCAGAGUUUUAGAAAUUUUGUUUAACAAGUUUUUUACACCUCUUAUGAAUAAAAGUUGUAAAAGCAGUGACUUUGUUCCAGUUCAAAGGGAAAAGAUACAAGUACAUAUCGAGCAGCUGUAGUUAUGUAUCUGGAUUUAUUACUCAAAUAUUUUAUCACGAAGCCUUGCUUCAUUUUUGCUUAUUUUUGACGACGAGAUAUAGACAGCCUUGAGGUGUUUGGUGA